Molecule: messenger RNA, 1746 nt
Organism: Candida tropicalis MYA-3404
Lineage: Eukaryota; Fungi; Ascomycota; Pichiomycetes; Serinales; Debaryomycetaceae
Gene: CTM1
Product: cytochrome c lysine N-methyltransferase
Exons: 1
Coding region: 1-1746 (581 amino acids)
Biological process (GO): peptidyl-lysine trimethylation; peptidyl-lysine monomethylation
Molecular function (GO): protein-lysine N-methyltransferase activity
Source: RefSeq, a predicted model, not a curated record
AUGACACUUGAAGAAACUAUUAUUCCACCAGAUUUAAAAAUCCCUGGUGUUUCCAACAACUCCGAACUUGUUCAUUGGAUUAAGGAUGAAAAAAUUGUCUUGCAUCCAAAUUUAACCAUUGAAGAAAGUAAACUUGGAGGUAUUGGAUUAUUUUUCACCCCUGAUGAAUCUAUAGAAUAUCCUGAUUCAGAUUUUGAAAUAUUACGUAUUCCUAGAGAAUCUUCAUUUUGUUUGGAUACUUUAAUAAAACCAUUAGAAGAGAUUAAAGAACGUGAUUUAACCGUAUUUCCCGGAACUGUUCCGAUUAAAGAAUCGGAAUUAGUUAUUAAUUUUUUAAAUACUAUGGAACCUAGUAGUGAAACACAUAUUAUAUUGACAUAUUUUUUUGCAUUUAAAACUAUUCAAAAUAUUCGAUUGAAAUAUCCUAAAAAUUCAUAUUAUGCAAAAUCACCUUUAAGAAAAUUGGAUAUUUAUUUGGAUAUUUUAUGUAAUACAUUUACUAUUAAAUAUCCUCAACAUAAAACACAUGAUGAUGAUUUUAUUCUUGGUUAUAUUGAAAUGUCAAAUAAAUUUAGAUUAGAAUAUGAAUCAUUAAUUGAACAAUUGAAGAUUUUACAUCGUGAAGAUGAAGGAAAAUUUGAAUUUACAGAAUUAUUUCCAUUUGAAGAUUGUUUUCAAAUUUAUCAAGCUGUUAGAUCAAGAAUUUUAGAGAUUCCAAGAUCUAUAAAAGGAACAGAAAUUGAAGAUAUGGUUAGUGGUAUUGAAAAUAAUUUAGCUGAUUUAUCAAUUAGUUUAGAUGCAAAUGCUAAAAAAAUCAUUCCAAUUAGAACUAAUGAAGAUUAUGUUAUAGAUAUUUCUUUAGUACCAAUAUUAGAUUUUGCUAAUCAUUGUCAUGAAAAUAAUGCCUAUUUUGAUAUUGAAAGAGAAUCUGAUUUAAUUAUACUUAAAUUGAAAAGAGAUGAAUUUUCUAAUAAUCUGAAGAAAUUUGAAGUUACUAUUAGUUAUAAUCCAGAAGAUAAUAUUAAAGAUUUUAUGUCUACUUAUGGAUUUCAACCCCAAUUAUUAAAUGAAGGAAAUUAUCAAUUAUUUGAAUUGAAAUUACAAAAUUUGAAUAAAUUUAUACCUGAUGGUGAAUUAUUAUGUAAAUGGUUGAAAAUAUUACCACAAAUUCAAAUUGUAUUUAAUAAAGAUGAAAUUUAUUUAAAUAUGUUUUCUAAUAAUUUACCAUUGUUAUUUAUUGAUGGGUUAAGUUAUAAUAAAGAUUGGUUAGAUUUAUUAUUGGCACAUUUUAUUAAAUUUAAUGAUAUUCCUGAAGGAUAUGAUACUAAAAUUAAUGGAGAAGAAUUGACAAAUUUAUUUUUAUAUCAAGAAAAAGAAUAUGAUUAUAUUAAUGGUGUUGAUCCAAUUGGAGUUAAAUUUAAAGAUUCUACACUUCCUAAUUUAUCAUCUAUAUUGGAAGUUACUCAAGCAGAUUUUGAUGAAUUAAUUAAUAAAACAAUUGAAUUUAUUGCUAAUGUUUAUUGUCGAGAUUUGAUUAAAACAAUUAAACAAUUACAAAUUAAAAAUAAUUUUGAUGAAUUAAUUAAUAAUUAUCAAAAUCUUGAAAUUAAUUUAUGUAAUAGAAUAAUUGAAAAAUAUGAAAAUGAACAUGAUGCUAAUAGUUUAAUACUACCUGAAAAAAUUGCUAAAAUUGAAUGGGAAAUUGAAUAUCGUUCAAAACCACGUGAAUUGACCUUAGAUGAAUAG